Molecule: messenger RNA, 2033 nt
Organism: Penicillium brasilianum
Lineage: Eukaryota; Fungi; Ascomycota; Eurotiomycetes; Eurotiales; Aspergillaceae
Source: the annotation of a GenBank genome assembly
CCGGCAGCAUCGCGUCGCGCGGUUGAUCAUAAGCAAACGUGACGUGUUGUUGUGAAAUCCCUUUAUGAAAUCUACCAUCAUGCGAUAGACUUUCCGUUCUUCUCCCCCCUCCAGCUCCCCAGCUGCCCCCUCCGUCAACCUCUCAAGCAACCCGAGAUCUGCAGUCCAAGAGCAUUAUCUACGAUGAAUGUCGAAGAGAUAGUCAAGGCCAUCGAGCCUCUGAAGGGAGAGGUCGUCCCGAUCAGAACUGUCCAAGAGACUCGGCCACCUGAGGACUUUGCCGAUGCCUACGUUGCGGAAGUCAAUGUCAAAGCCGCUUCCAAAGUGAUCAAAGUUCUUGACUCCGCCUUUCCUCGCGAGGCCUCUCCCUCCAUGGGGCAUCUGCGCCGCUUUGCGAAACGGACCAUGCUUCCAGACCACCUGCUCCAAGAAAUUGACGCCAACAAGUCCGCCCCCGUGAAUAACGGCCAGACGAUCUUUGUUGUGAUCCCACCUCCCUUGCCAGACGUCCAGUCUCUGCAGGCUCUCCUCGCUCCCUUCGCUCCUCUGCCUCGCCGUCGCAGCUCCGCUACACCCCCCACCAACUCCCCCCCUCCGUCUUCCCCCACCUCGACCCCAGGCUCUCCGGAGCUUCAGCCUCCUAAAAUCCGCAUCUUCAAGACCCAGGUCCCGAUCUACCCGCCUUUCACUGCCGCCCAGGGCGAAAAAUGGACCCAGACGAUGUGGCCGGUGGUUUUCAACCCCGCCGCACCUCGCUCCACCGUCGCACCCCCACCACAAAUUCUCGCUCGUGUGCAGGAAUCUAUUAAGCCCCGUGCGGGUUUCUACCUCGCUUUGGCGCGCAAGGUCGCCGAAGAAUCGAAGCAGACCGGCCGCGGUCGGGGUGUAGGUGCUGUCAUCAUUGACCCUGCCAUUGAAGUUGGGCUUGAGGGCCAGGCUUGGAUGGACGACAGUGAUCCUACGGAGCGCUGGAUGGACGCCGUCCUUUCUGUGGGAGGCGAUGUUCGAUAUGCACGCUGCGAAGCCGGUGCGUCCUCCCAGACAGACCUCCAUCCUGGCGAGGUCCCAAAUCCGGCAAGCACUAGCUAUGAUCCUGAUCUCGAGGGAGGUCCGGAUUUGCAUGCCCUGAUGCGCGCGACGGAGCUCGUCGCCCGCCGCCGACGUGAGGAGGGUGACCACCUCGCUCAAUACGAUAACUCCCUUCUCCCCGUCAUCGCCACUGACCCGCAGCUGUCUACCAAGCUUAGCCCACUCGAGUCGUACUUCCUGUACGAAGUUUGUGGCGAAUCUGCAACCCCGGAACAAGAGCACCCCGUCGCUCCUCCCUUGUCGCCUAAGAAGCGCAAGCACGAAGAGCCCAAUCCAGAGAUCGCCAUGGCUUCGCUGGACGUUAACCUCGAAGCAACCAACCCAGUCAACCCACACGCCACUCCUCUCCCAGCUCCCCCACCUUCCACUACAGCCAUCGCCAUACCCGAUGCUAGCGUUUCAACCCCGGUAAGCGGUGUUGUAUCUUCGCCCCCAGGGUGGGGAUAUGAAUCCCCACCGGAAACCUCCCGCAUCCGCACCCGCUCCCAGGGCGGAUACCUCUGCACAGACUUGGACAUUUACCUUUCCCACGAGCCAUGUCUGUGCUGCUCAAUGGGAAUGCUCCUCUCGCGCUUCCGCUCAGUAAUCUUCCCCCGCGCCGGCCGUAUGCAGAGCGGUGGCAUCGCCUCAGAGCCCAUCGUGCGUCCUACCCCUGGAGACUGGGAUUCCGACUUCGGGGUUGAAGAUCAACAGGAUGAUGAGAAGGAGAACCGAGAGUACUACGGCUUGCACUGGCGCAAGGAACUGAACUGGCGCGCUCUCGGAUUUGAGUUUGUGGAGACUGAGGAUGCCGGGAAGGAUUGGGAGGUCGGCGUGGCCCCCGAGAGUGAUGGCAAGAAUCUGGUCUUCCAUGCAUAAGCGAGCGUGCAUUCGCGUCACUCAUCUAGUGACCUACAGAUGUUAGAUUACAGUGUUAGAUUAAAUACCAUGUACAAUUACAAUCA